Messenger RNA from Vespa mandarinia (Asian giant hornet), 9553 nucleotides. It is a transcript of the gene PsGEF, whose product is annotated as Protostome-specific GEF. Gene Ontology annotation, cellular component: plasma membrane; nucleus. The record is from RefSeq and is a predicted model, not a curated record. Lineage: Eukaryota; Metazoa; Arthropoda; Insecta; Hymenoptera; Vespidae. Gene Ontology annotation, molecular function: protein binding.
GUCGUCAUCAGAGGCAACGCGGCGAGACAUGCGAGGAGAGAAGAAAUAGAGCGUUUUAAGAGUAGGUGGAGAUUUUCUUCGCAGGCUCCACCUUCAUUAGGCGCUCAUUGGUUUUCAAAUGUUUCUACUUACGUUUCGUUUUAUCGGCUUCCGUGCGCACCGCGAAAUCUUCUUAGAAACGAAAGGGCCUAUCUGUGCGCAUCUAGCGACAGACUCGCGACCAGAGAAGCUAUUUAUUUCCGCGAAGGCGUACGCUCAACAAAUCGCGUGUUUUUAGAGUGAUUAAUUUUAACGACGAUUGUUUUAUUCGUUUUAUCGAUAUUACUGAUAAAUAAAUGGAAAAUAGCAAAAAAAAUCUUUCGUUUAUCAAUGAACGUGGAACGAUACCGGCAAUUUGUAAGAAAUGCAGACAGAUCGAGAAGAGAAAAGUGGACAAGAGGGUUGCGUGUCCUCAAAAGUUGAACGAGACGAAGCGUCAACAGCUGACCGCUUUAUGUUCGUCCUCUCAAUUCAACAGGCAUGUGAUCUAUGAGCAAUAGAUAUGAGCAACAAAAUCAUCAUGUUUAUUCUGCGGAAUUUUAUUUAUAGGAUACUUUCGAGAAUACAUUUGGCCUCUCGUUGUUAUCUAUUUAACUCUAGAUGAUUAUAUCGGAUUUUUCUUGAACAAAAAUAAUUUGCUUGAGUUGGCUUUUCAAAAAAUGAAUGGAAAAGGAGAGAAAGGACUUUGGAAAAGGAUCUACAGGAGAAAAAGAAGUCUGUCGGCGCCGAUAGAAAAAGAGGGAGAAUUUAACUUGCUAUGUUGUAGCCUCAACGAGACGGACGGGCGCGUCGCGACGCGCUGACACGUACACGUCGCGCGUCGCCCUCGGUGAAUUAUUAGGCGUGCCUGACUACAUCACCACGUCUCUCUCUCUCUCUUUCUAUCUUUCUCUCUCUUUCUUUUUAUCUAUCCAUUUAUCUAUCCAUCUAUCUAUUUAUUUCAUUGUCUUUUGAAGCAUAACUUUCAUCAGUGCGAUUUCAUCCAAUCGAAAAGGAAAGUUAUUCUCAUUCUCCAAAUUGUACGUUUUUUCCUUGUCAAAGAAAGCAUAUUCUAUGGUGGAUCAAUCGUUGGAUUUCUAAGGAAAAGAAUAUAGAGAGGAAGGAAAAGAGGAAGAAAAUGUUGUUUCUUUCAUAUACAUGUUCGUGAUCUUAGCAUCGUUUGACCAAUUAUAACAGCCAUGCGUCAUCCCUGCCAAUUAGCAGCGACUCGAGAGAAAGCGCCUGAAACUUUUUUUCCUUUUUUUGGCGGUUGACAGAGUGUGGAUAAUUUUACGCAUGUGACACCCUUGGUAAACGCACUCUCGUUUUCGAUAUUCUUUUCUCUCGCACUCCAGAAUGUCGUCAUAUUCGCGGCCUAAUUAAUUUCGUUUAUCGGUUCGAAUAUAUCUACAUAUACGUCUGGGUUAUAUACGAUGGGUGUAUGUUUAACAGAGCGUGAAGCAUGUUAUCCGUUACUCCUACUACGAUAUUACAACUAUCACAAUGGUGGAAAUGUUAUUCUAUACGUGAAUAACGCCAAGGGUUGAUCACUCCUUUCGUCCAGGCGCACUGUCUAACCGACGCGCGAAUUAAAUAUCACAUCAUUUUAUUCUCUAUCAUAUUAUUAGAAAGUAUUGGUAUCCCAUAGCAUUCGCCAUUUUACUUUUAUCGUAACAUCUGUUUAUCGUGAACGGAAUACUGAUCUUUCGGUACGUUAUGUCUACUUGCAUAUUUCUAAAUGAUUAUCAUUGGUAUCUAGUCGUGAUUAGAUGGAAAAAUGAAAAAAGAAAUAUAUGAUAGUAAGAAAGGAAUAUGAUAGGAAGCAUUUGGAAAUAUUUGCGAGGGUUAAUCACUCCAAUUAUUCUAUAUGCCCAUAAUAAUUCUUCUAUAUUUAAUUCUUCUAUAUACCUAUCUGAUUAUCGAUCAAUCGUUCAUGGUUAUAUACGUCUUUUUCAAUAGAAACCGUUCCGUUGUGUCGCAUCAUGCUUCGUUCAGACCGUAUAAAUAGAUACUUGCCUGCUGACUCGUAUAAUUUUUAAGCUUUCCAAAAAAAUCAUGUAGCAGAUAUUCGCAGAGGUUCACGUGACGGGUGAAAAUGUUUCUUCGAGGAACUAUCUUCUAAAGGAUUCUUUUUGUUUUUAUCCGUGGUGCAACGUAUGAUUGUAGUGGUUAACAUUCAAAUUGGACGAAAACCGGUUGGAAGAAACAUCUUCGAUAUUUGAAAAUAGUGAACCCAAGUUCAGUGAGAGAAAGAGAGAGAGAGGGAGAGAGAGAGAGAGAACGCUGAUGGUUCCUUGGCUUCCUCUACUUCUCUGAUUAGAUUUCACGUCUAUGUUUAGAAUGGUGAUGAGCUUGUCUAUGUUUCGAAAGCUUUAUCUUUCGCCUAAAGUUUAUUUAAAAAAAUAUUUAUUCCUUCGAUUUUAUUUAAUUACGAAUCAAUAAUUUUAUUAUGUUGAAUUUUGUCGAAAAAAAAAGAAAAACUAUUCAUCUUUUUUGAUAUGUAGAAAUAAUUACAAGUAUCUUCGACUGCGAUCGUCCACGUGGGGAGAUUUUGAAUGGUUGCCAUAGUUAGGUCACGAUUGUAGAGGGGGAUAGAAAAAGAAAGAAAGCAAGAGAGAGAGAGAGAGAGGGGGAAGGGAAAGGGAGAAAGGAAGUUUGAAAACCUUCUCUAGGGACCCUUACCUUACCUACAUAAGGCCCGUAGCUUUACCCCACCACGUCAGUGAAGAACCAACCGUUGUAGCAUUCACAUUCGUGUUGCGACCGUGUUGUUGUUCACUCGAAAAAUUUAACCUCUCUUAUGUGCACACAAGUUUAAAGUGUGAUACGAUAACAGUGAUAAUUGAUGGGAUUCGUGGAUGUAUGUUACAACGAUCAGGGAUCCAGUAAGAUAAAGAUCAACUGCAUCAUACUUAAUCUAUGAGGAUAUAUUCAAUGUCGAGAUGUUUUACGAGGUAAUAAAAGUGACAGAUAUGAGGCAUAAUAUUGCAUUCGAACGAGAGCGAAUACGACGACGACGAUGAUGACGACAAUGACGACGACAAUGAUGAUGACAACGACGGCGACGACGACAACGACAACAAUGAUGACGCGAAGAUUGCAAUACGUAUAAUAAGUUGCGAUUGGCAAAGAUUCGCAUAGCCGUUUAGUAAGCGGCAAGAAAAUGCUCAAGUGGACCGUCUCGAGAUCGUUGUCAGCGAGUAGCUCGACACCCCACGCUCCAGCAUCCGCUUUGAACAAGGCGUCCCGCAGGCCUUUUCGAGAUCUGUCCAACACACCACCGGCCGUCGGUACCCAAAGCAGACACGUACAUACGUCGAACCUACAAAAUAUUACAACGAAACCUACGCCAGUUCGUCGUAGACGGUGUCGUAGUUAUGGUAGCGAUUUGAGAACCUACUUUCAAGCAACGAAAACCAAUGUAAGGAUUGGAAAACGACAAUCGCUUUCUCAACGAUUUGAAGGGUCACCCAAGUUGGAGAAUUUUUAUCAAGGUACUCCGCGAGUGGAUACAGACAUAGGACCAUUGACGUUCUUCCCAAAUGAGUGUAAACGUUCAACGGCUUUAACUUUACCAACGGAUCCAACUUUGUUUUUGAAGAGUCGAUCGAAAAAUUUUCAAAGCAACAAUGAGUUACCGCAAAAUAUGUUUAACGAGGCGCGUGCCAAUUUGCAGUCGCACGUUUCGGAUUUUUUUCAUCAGAUUUCUAUGGCCACUAGUCCCGAAGACGUGAUGGAGGCCGAGUUCGUGCCGUUAGACAAGUCUCGAAUGUAUCCCGAAAAGAAUGAUUUCAGAUUAAAAUUGGAGGAAUCUAAAAAGGCACAGUUCCAAUCUAAACUGGCGAAGGUUACCAAGAUUCACGCGCGAAGUAGAACUCCGUAUUACAAGAAGGUCGUUCAAGCUGUUAGUCCUUUGAAGCAGUGUCUUCAACAACAAACUCCGCUUGCCGGGAAAUUAUCGAAUUUGGCUUUAGAUCAAGAUUUACCUAAAUUUGAAAAUAUGGAUAAUACGGUUACGGAAGUUCUCAACAGAGAAAACGAAACAAAUUUUGGAGGCAAAACAGUCGCGGAGAUUCUUUUGAGUGACAUUGAAGAGAGGAAAAAGAUACUCAAAAGUCGUUGUACAGUUACUAUAGAGGAAGACGAAACCUUCUCCUUCGAGGAGGAUCAUACUUAUGAAACGAUCAUUCAAUGCGAUACGAAAAUGAUGGAUGAGGACGAAGCUGCUAUUUCGCAAAUAGGGAUACAGAGCGAUAGUUCCGUGUCUUCGGCUAGUCAGCUUUUAGAGGAUCCCUCGCCGAUGUCUUGGCCCUUUACGUCGCCAAUCACCAAUGAAUUCGACGGUGAAUUCACUUUGAAAAGACAGCGCGGUAUACGUAGAAAACGUCAGCAACAGAGAAAAGAGAAGAGUGUUUUCGAGGGUAAGAAACCGAAAAGAAUGAUCAGGAUAACUUCUGGCGGGAGUCCUAGAUCAAAUCAACUAUCAAAAAUGGAAAACAGGGAUAAUCCUACGAUAGAGGCGAUCAAUCCUAAUGUAAAGAAACUCGUCCUUGAGACAGACUUAGAUUCUACUUUGGAGGAUAAACAAAUCCAAAAUCAACAGUUUUCGAGUAAAUCGUCCUUCUUUUUCAAGAAUGAUUGUAAGAAAGAGGAGCAUUCGGAGAAUAAUGGAAAAAGCACUAUAUGGGAGUUGGAAAGUCCUAAAUCGUUUUUGACAGAGGGCUAUCAUAAUUCGAUCUUAAACUCAAUCUCUAAUACUCCAGAAGCUCCGUUGGUCGCGACCGUUCGAAGAUGUUUGAAAUAUAGUCCGGAGAGCGAGCCAUCGAAAUCGGAUUCGGAUCGUCGCGGAUCUAUCGAAAUCGAGUAUUCGUUCGUUGCCAAUCAUAUACAAGUUCGAGUGAUAAGGUGCAAGGACCUACGGAGGACCUACGAAGGACCUAUUCACGCCUACGUUAAGGUCAGCCUAAAAAAUAUCAACGGUGAGGGAAUCGUUAAGAGAACUGCGGUUCACAGAGCCACACCAAAUCCCGCUUUUCACGAGACCUUAAUAUUGCCCUGCCCGGUUAAUAUCAAUCAGUGCAUCAGCAAAUCUACGUCCCUGGAUAUCGCAGUCUGGCAUAGAGAUCGUCGAGCAAGACGUAGCGAGCUGCUGGGCUGUAUGACUUUACCUCUACCUUUGUCUCAGGAUAAGGUAACGGAAGCAACAUGGCACCCACUCGAAUCUGGAUCCAGCCGAAAUACAAGUACCCCUUAUGCAAGAGUACCACAAGAAUGUGGAGUCUCGCCGCCUUUAUCCAAGGAUGGAGAAUCAGAUAACAACAAUUCCGGUGGGGAUGAUUUGACGUAUUUAAAACAUCUUGAGUUGGAACCAGUCGAUCCUCUGACCGGCUUACCUCUACAUCCAGGCUUUACCGCGAGAGGUGGUAGAACGCCUUGUACUGUAACCAGAAGACUGAUUAGACAAAGUGCUGUGAAUCAGGUGCCAUGGGGUUUCUCUUUAUCCUGGGGCAGACCGCCACGUGUGGAGCGCGUCGAUUCAGGAAGUCCUGCGGAAAGAUCUGGUCUGAAACCAGGCGAUUACGUCGUCUUCGUCGAAACAACGAACGUUGUAACGAAACCGAGGGACGAGAUUUUGGGCUUGAUCCAGGCGGCAACGAAUCAGCUCAUCCUUGAGGUUUAUCGUAAGGGAGGCAUUCAUUCGUCACAGCAGAGGCCCAACUCGAUGAAUGUCUCUCUUCAACAAACUGUCGGUCCCGCUAGUCAGCACGCCGUCGCGUUCAACGCCGAGGUUUUUCCGAAUCUUGCUCCGGAUGCACCACCGGAGGAAGAGUUAUCGGUACGAGAGGCAAGAUACCGGGGGAUUCUGAAGAGCGGUCACACAAGAUUCAUGACGCCGCUGGCCGAAAGGCGCGACGUUCUCUCCGCGGCGGACUACAUGGUCCUCUUUCAAAAUCUAGACGAAUUACUUAAGAUAUCCGAGGAGAUUAGAGACGAGGGUGGCGGUACCGAUAGCUAUCUCUGCAGAGUACCCAAGAUCACGGCCGCUUACAGACGAUACCUCAGUGGACUGCAAUGGGCCUGUUAUUUGCUCGUUGCACUCAGACGGAAUACGGCCUUUGCUAAGUUAGUCUGUGAACCUGCCGUUCCUCAUAAAAGGCGGCCUGACCUUACGGGAAUCCUCUUGCUUCCUUUAGAGCAUUAUAGAGAAAUGACGAGAUUACUGAGUCUGGCAUCGCCAAGAAACUGUCAGCAAGCUCGAGAUUUAGCACAAGGCUACAGAGAAUCAACGGCUAAUGCAGGCGUAAUGGAACCACCGCGCGACACCGGAAGACCUUUACUUAGUUUACAGGAAGUCGAGUCGCGAUUGGUUUUCGCAAAAUGCAAACCGUUUACUUUAGCCAUGCCAGGAAGACAAUGGCUUUUCGGCGGGGCCCUAGCGAAGGUCGAAGGUCGGGCUCGUUUGCAACCAUCGUGGGCGCUCCUUCUUACCGACUUAUUGGUCUUUGCUCGCGUUUCGAGGGAUCGCGUUCUUUUCGUUACUGAGGAACCUCUGCGAUUGGCCAAUAUUGCAGAAGCGUGUUUUACCAUUAGAAAGAGGCCGACAGAAUUCAGAUUACAAGUGGCAAUCAAUUCGAAUGGUAAUACUGAGAACGGUCAGGCAGAAAUGACAAACAGCGGAGGUUGUAGUCCCCAUAGUCGUCCUCGAAGACGAGUCAUCGUAUUGAGAGCUCCUAGCCCGGAGCUCAAAGCAGUUUGGCAUAACUUGCUUCAACGACAAAUAAUUUAUCUAAAUACAGGCUAUGGUGGAACAUCGAGUGUUGGCAGCCCCGAGGAGAGUCCGAUUACCAGCACCAACUUUGCUCACGUUAGAGAAUCGAUGGAAAGUCCGCGGAUGGGAUUACGGGAUUCGCAUAAGCACGAGGAAAAAAAGGAAUGUAAUUCGAGUGAAAGUCUUGCCGAUAUUCUGAAAAAUACGCGAGAGGACAAUCAUUUGGCCCAAUGGGUGCGCAAUUCUCACCAAAUACCGCCUUCCGAUAACGAAGGCUCCCUCGAGGAAUGGACUGCGGAAGAGUUAGCUGCAAGAGCACCCGGAGAAAAGAACGAAAGAUCCAUUCAGGAAGCUACGACGACGACGACAGCAACGACGACGACGACGGCAGAAGAAGUCGUAACAGCGAAUUCGGACAUAGAGCAACAGAGCACAGCCUCCAGUGCCAGUUUAAGUACAGUCAAAUCCAAUAGUAUUACGGCAAGAAAAAAUGGGAGCUACGUAUCCUCGAAAGAAAACUCUACGAGUUCUAUCAACAUCUGUAGGCGAUGUCAUAGAUCUGGCUGCCCCACGCCGCCUCUUCCAAGAGAUCCUUUCUCUCCGUUACCUCCUAAAAUAUCUGUCAUGCCACCUACGCCAGAUAUUUAUACGGCGAGACAUAGAUUAAGAAAUGGCCUACACGAUAGUCCAGGACGUAACAGUCCAAAUUAUGCAUCUGUCGACGGUAAUACGGAAGAUGGAAGCGAAGAUGAUCUUGACUGCGACGGGGAACCACCUUACAGAACGUUGAGAAGAUUCGGUACGAUGAGUAGUUUGGACCAAGACGAUGAGCUGGACGAGCAAGGAGACGAUGAAAAUCGUGAGACAGAAUCACCACCUUCGGGUCUGAGAGCUUGGACCGCAAGAGCUAGUAAUUAUGUUGUUAGCAAGAUGGUUCUUUUGGAGCAAUUUAGCGAAGGGGUUGGCGAUUACCUUCUUCAACCGCCUGUUCCUCCAGAAAGGACAGAAUUUUCUCUUGAUCCUAACGAUGAGGAGGGUACUACGUCGGGUGCAACUUCGGGAGAUGAUAUUUGGGGUACUCCAACCUCCGGAGGUCCAGACGACGAGAGUUUUACGACACAUUCGCCGCCGCCAAAUGGGACCGGCAAUUUGACUGGUUCCGGAGAAGACAAUUAUGGUCUGAAUUUAUCUACGGAGGAAGAUCACGAUCAAGAAUCGGAUAACGAGGAUUGCGGUUUGCCCGAACUAAGCAUGGAUCAAUUACUUGGCGGAGGUAGCCUUGGCUCGCUACGUUGCUUCUUAAGUAGAAGAAGACUGGAGCCUUUACUCGAAGAGGAGGAUUCCCCUGGAAGUGGAAAACAUCAAGUUGGAUGGUGGUGACAGAGGUUGCAAUCGACUACGUUGAAAAACGUCAGCUCGAGUUCCGAUGUAAUCGAGAGAGAUCGUAUUUUUGCAAAGUUGAGCCAAGAAGACGAAGAGUUUCGUCGUAAAAUUGUAGAUCUUCAUAGAAAACUGUCCGACGUAGACGAAGCCUCAAAACUUGAAUUAACAUCACCGGACUCAUCGAAGAAUGUCAAGGAGGCAGAUCGUUUGAAAGAAUUGGAAUUGGUCGCGAGAAGAGCCGAGGAAUCUAAUAACAGAAAUGCAGAAAAAAUAAGUUUUGAGAUAUUGCAAAAGGAAGCUUAUGCCGCGAUUGCGACCGACGGACGUAGGCACAGGAAGUUGGAUGCGCAGCACGAUCAUAGAAAACAAUUAGAAUUUAUGAUAAGAAAAUCAAAUAACAAGCUCGGAGAGGAAUCCUAUAGUCAGAAUAACGGUCGUAAUUCCAUCGAGACGUCGGAAACUAAUUUUUUAAAUCGUUUGAGAAUAAAACGACGUAGUUUGAAAUUACUGAGCUUCCUUAGCGGCAAAGCGUAUGAUCGGUCGCAAGAAGAACGAGCAGCAAGAUUGUUAAAGAUGUAUAUGCCUGAGAAAACUACAAAUGCGCAUAAUACAAUCUGCAUUCACCAUACGUCCAGAGAUAGACGAUUUUGGAAGCUUCGGAGUCGUAGGCGAUCGAGUUCGACUUGAAUUUUAAAUAGGACAACGAGAGAUUAUUGUCUCUCUCUUUAUCUCUCUUCUCCCCCUUUCUUUCUUCAUUACUAGGACUUCCAAAAUGAUCAUGUUGUUAGAAUUUUUUCAAAUCUACUUACUUACUAUAUCAGGAGUUGUUUUCUCAUAGAGAUUAGUCUACAAAUAGGAUAUCGAGUUGACGAUUUCAUUAUAGAUGUUAGCAUUUCAGAUAAAAUGAUAAAUUCCAAAGGCUACUUGCGCACAAUUAACAAUCAGACGAUAUUCGAGUUGCAGAAAAGGUCUCGUGUUCUGGCAUUAUCAGUACGCUUAGUACGCUUAUUAUGCGCGCAAGUACAUAAAAGUUUUCCAAAAGAUGCGAUUACGGCCUAGCAAAUUACUUUUAUUCUCUUUCGAUGUAAGGCACCACUAAUUGAGUCUUAAUCGACAUAUUUUCGAUAGAUUUUCGAUAGACUUAGAUUUUCUUAAUAUCAUUUUUGUUUCUUCUUCCUUUUCUAUAAUUAGUUUUAACGUAUGUAAUAUCGCAGUAUAGGACCGCACGACUGAUCUAAAGCGGCACGCAUCCUUUAUUUCUAUAGGGUCCUAACGUACCAUUUACAGAACUGGAAAUUUGACGAGAUUUUAACGUUAUGGUUAGUAGGAUAUAAAUUGUAAGUUAUAACGUAUGAUACAUGAAUAAAUGAUAUAUUAUUUGUU